CGCGAAAGGGACCGCUGCUCUGCCUGACUGCCUCCCCCUCCUCCUCCUCGUGGCCAGGCCAACACCCAGAGGCCAGAGACCGCGGGAAGGAAGGCCACUCGUCUGUUCGGCGUCGAAUUGGUCCAAGGAUUUUUGGUGAUUCGCUUAGGGUACCGUUGGGAUCUUCCAUGAAGCAAAUGAAGUUAUCCUAGCGCACAGACCAAACUUCAGUAGCUUAUACCAAGAAUCAACAUUUCUGAUCAUCUGUAUUUGCACUAACAUGAUGGCCAAUGGUAACUUCUGGUUGAAAAGAUGUUGGCUCAUUAUUGCGCUGCAUAUGGUUGGCAAUAAUGACAAUGCUCGUGCCCUUUUGUGAUUAGAACUAAGUUGGAAGUUAAUAGAUCCAAGUUAUUGAUGGAGCAUGCUUCCUGUGAUGAUGUACAUGAGCAUGUUAUAAAUGUAGCACAUGGGGACACUGCAUCAACAUCAACCAGUCAUCAAGAUAUGUACUGUGACUCAGAUGAACCACAUCAGGAAGAUAGGCCUUCAACAAGCACACGAACCCCGUCAUCACAAUCUUCUGCAUCAACAUCACCAACUGCAUAUAGCUCAAGAAAUUUACCUUUUCCUAGAAGAGAUAGUAUAUACGGUCAUGGAAGAAGUCCUUGGAAUUCUGGUUUAUGGAUCUCGUUUGAAAUUUUCCUAUACAUAGCGCAGGUUAUAGCUGCUAUUGUCAUCCUCAUCUAUUCAAGACAUGAACAUCCCCAUGCUCCUUUGUUUGCAUGGAUAAUUGGAUAUACAGUUGGCUGCAUUGCAAGUCUCCCUCUUGUUUAUUGGCGCUAUGUUCAUCGAAACAGACCUUUGGACCAAGAACCUCAGCAGCCACCUACAACAUAUCCUGCUUUGACUCCCGCUCAAUCAUCAGAAGGACGCAAUCAUCGUGCCAGUGGUACUGUCUUGCAUCUUGGAUGUAUCAUGAUUACUUGCCCAAGGCUUAGCAUACUGGCUUAUCAUUUCAAGACAGCUGUAGACUGUUUCUUUGCUGUAUGGUUUGUUGUUGGCAAUGUGUGGAUUUUUGGUGGGCGCAGUAUUUCAUCAGAUGCUCAGGACGCUCCCAAUAUGUACAGGCUAUGUUUGUCAUUCCUUGCACUCAGUUGUGUUGGGUAUGCCAUUCCUUUUAUCAUGUGUGCAGCAAUAUGCUGCUGCUUUCCGUGCUUGAUUUCUGUUUUGCGCCUUCAAGAAGAUUUGGGUCAAACUAGAGGAGCUACUCAAGAGCUAAUAGAUGCACUGCCAACCUACAAAUUCAAACCAAAACGAAACAAAAACUGGGGCAUUGACCAUGCUUCAAGCUCAGAGAAUCUUGAUGAGGGUGGCAUCCUGGGCCCAGGAACUAAGAAGGAAAGAGUUGUUUCAGCUGAAGAUGCUGUGUGCUGCAUCUGUCUUACUAAGUACGGAGAUGAUGAUGAGCUCCGUGAACUUCCUUGCGCACACUUCUUCCAUGUGCAAUGCGUCGAUAAAUGGCUAAAGAUAAAUGCGGUAUGCCCACUCUGCAAGACAGAGAUUGGGGGUGUGGUUCGAUCUAUCUUCGGCUUGCCCUUUGGCCGCCGCCGUGUUGAUAGGAUGGCAGGAAGAGGUGUAGCUAGCUCAAGAUUUAAUGUAUAGAACACGUCAUUUUCCUGCGGUAUCCUCUCUUACGCAUAAAGAACCCUGCACAUGGGGUUGCAAUGGGCUGAUUGUCAAGGAAAGCGGUAAACUGGUUUUGUCGUGCUUGACUUCAAGACAAUGACAGCAGGUGGAGACCUGGUGCCUGUAAAGGCAAGUUUCUGUAGCACUGUGGGUGGCUGCUAUAUUCUGAUGUAACACUUUUCACCAAGGAUGUAAAUAAAGAACAUUAAAUUCA
This is a messenger RNA of Phragmites australis (common reed), 1879 nucleotides long. Its product is annotated as E3 ubiquitin-protein ligase At1g12760-like. NCBI's taxonomy places the organism in Eukaryota, Viridiplantae, Streptophyta, Magnoliopsida, Poales, Poaceae. Gene Ontology annotation, molecular function: zinc ion binding. The coding region runs from base 394 to 1641 and encodes 415 amino acids. The transcript is spliced from 5 exons. The record is from RefSeq and is a predicted model, not a curated record.